Molecule: messenger RNA, 3452 nt
Organism: Piliocolobus tephrosceles (Ugandan red Colobus)
Lineage: Eukaryota; Metazoa; Chordata; Mammalia; Primates; Cercopithecidae
Gene: VRTN
Product: vertebrae development associated
Exons: 2
Coding region: 242-2350 (702 amino acids)
Biological process (GO): regulation of transcription by RNA polymerase II
Cellular component (GO): chromatin
Molecular function (GO): sequence-specific DNA binding
Source: RefSeq, a predicted model, not a curated record
GCACUUGAGGGUGGGCGAUUUCCUGGGGGGAGUGGCUUAAGCCGCUUCCCCACCGGCCAGUUGGCUGUAGACGGUCCAUGCUCAAUGGUCCUCUACAGAUAUGAAACUGGUUCUGGAGUGAGACGAGCUCGACUGGGGACGCUGCCUGAGAAGGCCUUUCCCCACAGGGUGACUUAAAUGUCCCAGGCUGGAAGGUGGAGCGAGAAGUGGAUGCCCCCGGGGCUCUGGGUCACCCUCCAGGAUGACUUCUCGGAACCAGCUGGUGCAGCGGGUGCUGCAGGAGCUGCAGGAGGCAGUGGAGUGCGAAGGCCUGGAGGGUCUCGUAGGUGCUGCCCUCGAGGCCAAGCAGGUCCUGUCUUCCUUCACUCUCCCCACCUGCCGGGAGGGAGGCCCUGGCCUCCAGGUGCUAGAAGUGGACUCGGUGGCCCUGAGCCUGUAUCCCGACGAUGCUCCACGGAACAUGCUGCCGCUGGUGUGCAAGGGCGAGGGCAGCCUGCUGUUCGAGGCGGCCAGCAUGCUGCUGUGGGGUGACGCGGGCCUCAGCCUGGAGCUGCGGGCCCGCACAGUGGUGGAGAUGCUGCUGCACAGACACUACUACCUCCAGGGCAUGAUCGACUCCAAAGUGAUGCUGCAGGCCGUGCGCUAUUCCCUGUGCUCUGAGGAGUCCCCUGAGAUGACCAGCUUGCCCCCCGCCACGCUGGAGGCCAUCUUUGAUGCUGACGUCAAGGCCUCCUGCUUCCCCAGCAGCUUCUCCAACGUGUGGCACUUGUAUGCUCUCGCGUCUGUUCUCCAGCGGAACAUCUACUCCAUCUACCCCAUGCGCAAUCUCAAGAUCCGGCCCUACUUCAACCGUGUCAUCCGGCCCCGCCGCUGCGACCACAUGCCCUCCACGCUGCACAUCAUGUGGGCUGGUCAGCCCCUCACCAGCCACUUCUUCCGCCACCAGUACUUUGCCCCUGUGGUGGGGCUGGAAGAGGUGGAGGCUGAAGGUGCUCCUGGCAUGCCCCCAGCUCUUCCAACCCUGGCUUCACUGUCAUCACCGGCCAAGACCCUGGAGCUGCUCAAUCGUGAACCUGGCCUCAGCUACUCUCACCUCUGUGAGCGCUACAGUGUCACCAAGAGCACCUUCUACCGCUGGCGGCGGCAGUCCCAGGAGCACCGGCAGAAGGUGGCUGCCCGCUUCUCCGCCAAGCACUUCCUGCAGGAUAGCUUCCACCGGGGGGGCGUCGUGCCGCUUCAGCAGUUCCUCCAGCGGUUCCCCGAGAUCUCCCGCUCAACCUACUACGCCUGGAAGCAUGAGCUACUGGGCUCUGGCACCUGCCCGGCCCUGCCCCCCAAGGAGGUGCUUGGCAUGGAGGAGCUAGAGAAGCUGCCAGAGGACCAGGUGGCUGAGGAGGAGCUGGAGUGCUCAGCACUGGCGGUGUCAAGCCCUGGAAUGGUCUUAAUGCAGCGAGCCAAGUUGUACCUGGAGCAUUGCAUUUCCCUGAACACACUGGUGCCCUAUCGCUGCUUCAAACGCAGGUUCCCUGGCAUCUCGCGGUCCACCUAUUACAAUUGGCGGCGAAAGGCCCUCCGGAGGAACCCCAGCUUCAAGCCAGCACCAGCCCUCUCUGCUCCUGGGACUCCCCAGCCAGCAUCUGUUGGGGAAGGGACUGUAAUUCCUUGGAAGAGUGAAGCAGAAGAGGGGGCAGGGAAAGCCACAGGUGAGGAGCCUCCCGCCCCCCAGGAGCUCCUGCCACUAAGGAUGCCCCUGUCCCGUUGGCAGAGGCGUCUGCGCAGGGCUGCCCGCAGGCAGGUGCUGAGUGGGCAUCUCCCUUUUUGCCGCUUCCGCCUCCGCUACCCCAGCCUGUCACCUUCUGCCUUUUGGGUCUGGAAGAGUCUUGCUCGGGGUUGGCCCAGAGGCCUGUCCAAACUCCAGGUGCCAACCCCCACCUUGGGCAAAGGAAGGCAGGAGGGUGAGGAGAAGCAGGAGGAGGAGGCUGGCAGGGAUGUGACAGCUGUGAUGGCCCCACCUGUGGGGGCUUCUUCAGAGGAUGCAGACGGAGGUCCUUCCAGAGAGGGGGCCCUGCAAGAGGGGGCCACAGCCCAGGGCCAGCCCCACAGUGGGCCCCUGCUGAGCCAACCUGUGGUGGCAGCAGCGGGUGGCAGGGAUGGCCGGAUGCUGGUAAUGGACAUGAUCGCUACCACGAAGUUUAAGGCCCAGGCCAAGCUGUUCUUGCAGAAGCGCUUCCAGUCCAAGAGCUUCCCCUCCUACAAGGAGUUCAGCGCCCUCUUUCCCCUCACCGCCCGCUCCACAUACUACAUGUGGAAGCGCGCCCUCUAUGAUGGCCUCACCCUGGUAGAUGGCUGACAGGGAGGUACAAAAGGGGCUGGGAGGAAGGGGGACCAGUUUGGAGAAGGUCAGGGACCUGAGCUGACCCCAGGCUCGGCCAGGAUGUCCUUUGCUCUGGGUCCCACAGUGUCUACCCUAAGUGCAAGGGUAUAUUUGUGUUAUUUUCUGGCUCCGGAACAGAGAGAGUGCCAGAAAUCAGCCAUCUGGUCUCCUGUAGGAAGCUGUGGGACCAGAGAUGUUCUCUUUGGUUGUUUGCUGGUCAUAUUUUUACUGUUUUGAUUUAGUUUUUGGUUUUGAUUUGAGUGGGUUGGCUGGCCCCCUUGCUGGAGUUGGAAACCAUAUGUAUGUCAGGGGGUUUAGAGGGGGGUUGCUUAGCUAGAGCUGCUUUCAGCUUUUCCUGGGGACAAAAGGAGCAUCAUAGCAUGGUCAUCGGUCCCACUGGGCAGAACAUAGAUCUUCAGUUUCUUUUGGGGGUCAGCAUCCUCUUUACUCAGUUGUUUCCCGAACAUUAGGCUCAAAUAUGGGGGCCAGGUAUGGUGGCUUAUGCCUGUAAUCCUAGCACUUUGGGAGGCCAAGGCAGGAGGAUCACUUGAGGCCAGGAGUUAGAGACCAGCCUGGGCAAUGUAGUGAGACCCCAUCUCUUGAAAAAAAAAAAAAAAAAAGAAGGAAAAUCAAAUGUGGAGCUGAUCAGCAGCUUGUGCCUGGCAUCCCCAAGGGAGAAGGUGCCAGGUUCAGUAUGAGUAGCAGCAGGGAUGUAUAGGAAGAACCACAGCUGGCCUCUAAGGAAUGGCAUUGAGGCACCAGAGAUCAUUGAGGGGCUGGCCUGUCCCCUGCAAGGAGUGGUACCAGGUGGGGCAAGGCUGGGAGGAGAUGCAGGCUCUGGGGGUUAUAGCCCAGAGUCUCUGCUUGUGGGUGCUUGAUCCACCUGCUGGGACCCUGCAGUCCUCUGCCAGCCUGGCUGGCUGUUGGGGAUUCCAUCUUUCUGCUGAGCGUCUCCUCGGAGCUGGAGGCCCAUCUUCAGUGAGGGAUCACAAAGCAGCCAGGCAGGUGGGAGACUGAAUUUGCCUUGUCCGAGAGUAAAGUUUGAAAACCAAAGAAAUAAAGUGAUGUGGUGCCCACA